This is a messenger RNA of Vicia faba (fava bean), 1524 nucleotides long. The record is from the annotation of a GenBank genome assembly. Lineage: Eukaryota; Viridiplantae; Streptophyta; Magnoliopsida; Fabales; Fabaceae.
AUGAAAUACACACUGGUUGUUGUUGCUGUUACCAUGCUUUUCCCUGUUCUCUAUUAUUUCCUAAAAACCGUUCAUUCAGUUUUCUAUCUCCCAUACAAAAUCCAGCGACACUUCCGCAACCAAGGUAUAUCCGGACCCUCUUACCGUCCGAUCUUUGGAAACUCAUCUCAGAUCAAACACCUCUACGCACAAACUAAAUCAGAUGUCACUCAGUUUGAUCACAACUUCUUUAAAAGUGUGGUUCCAUUCUACCACAGGUGGUCUUGCAUGUAUGGGAAAACUUUCCUCUAUUGGUUCGGGUCAACGCCCCGGUUGGCGAUAUCCGACCCGGAUAUGAUCAAGGAAGUGUUGGUUACUAAGUGUGGAGACUAUGGAAAGGUUCCUUAUAAUCCUCAAUCUAAGUUGCUUUUUGGACAAGGACUUGUUGGUUUGGAGGGUCAUCAAUGGAAUUUUCAUAGAAGGAUCAUCAACUUAGCAUUCCACACGGAGAUUCUUAAGGGAUGGGUUCCUGAUAUUGUGGAAAGUGUGAGAAAGAUGCUUGAAAAUUGGGAAAAUCAAAGAGGAGGAAGAGAUGAAUUUGAAAUAGAUGUUCACAGAGAACUUCACGAUCUUUCAGCUGAUGUUAUAUCAAGGACUGCUUUUGGCAGCAGUUUUGAAGAGGGCAAACAUAUUUUCAAAUUACAGGAGCAGCAAAUGCAUCUUUUCUCACAUGCAGUUAGAAGUGUCUAUAUUCCCGGAUUUAAAUAUUUACCAACUAAGAAGAACCGGGAUAGAUGGAGACUAGAUAAAGAGACGCGUGAAUCAAUUUGCAAGCUGAUUGAGAGCAAGAGCAAUGCAAGAGAAAAUACCAAAAGCGUUCUAAAUUCAUUAAUGAGUUCCUACAAGAAUGAAGUUGGUGGAGAAGACAAAUUAGGAUUGGAAGAUAUUAUAGAUGAAUGUAAAACCAUAUACUUUGCUGGAAAGGAUACAACAGCUAACUUAUUGACUUGGGCACUUCUUCUUUUAGCAAAACAUCCAGAAUGGCAAAGUAAGGCGCGUGAAGAAGUUCUUCGUGUCAUUGGACAAAAUCAAAUUCCAGUUGCAGAUAAUUUAAAUGACCUUAAGAUUGUUGGCAUGAUCAUUAGUGAAAUACUUCGACUCUAUCCUCCAGCUCUAAUGUUAAUGAGGAAAACCAAUGAAAAUGUGAUGCUAGGGAGCAUUGAAGUUCCUGUAAAGACUCAACUCUACUUGGCAUUGGCUGCUAUUCAUCAUGACAGAGAAAUCUGGGGAGAAGAUUGUCAUGAAUUUAAUCCAAUGAGAUUUAGUGAACCUCGGAAGCUAGCAGCAUUCUUUCCAUUUGGAUUAGGGUCUAGAACUUGUGUUGGGCAAAAUUUGGCAUUGAUUGAGGCAAAGAUAGCUCUUGCUUUGAUUAUUCAAAGUUAUAGUUUUGUGGUAUCUCCAAGCUAUAUACACGCUCCUAUACUAUUUAUAACUUUGCAGCCUCAACAUGGUGCACAAAUCAUCUUCAGAAGGAUUUCAGGUUGA